Hipposideros armiger (great roundleaf bat) is the source of this 3061-nucleotide messenger RNA. It is a transcript of the gene POT1, whose product is annotated as protection of telomeres 1. The transcript is spliced from 20 exons. The record is from RefSeq and is a predicted model, not a curated record. Gene Ontology annotation, molecular function: G-rich strand telomeric DNA binding; telomerase inhibitor activity. Lineage: Eukaryota; Metazoa; Chordata; Mammalia; Chiroptera; Hipposideridae. Gene Ontology annotation, cellular component: chromosome, telomeric region; nuclear telomere cap complex. The coding region runs from base 514 to 2784 and encodes 756 amino acids. Gene Ontology annotation, biological process: telomere capping; regulation of telomere maintenance via telomerase.
AAUUCCGGGCGGAGAUCGGACGGUUGUCCCAUCAUCCCCCUGGCGCCGCACCCUCUACGUAUUUCGUAUUCCGUGAAACUUCCAGGGCAUCUUUUGAUGUAGUCAGCCGUCACGCAUUGUGUUUUUCUGCGGGCGCGGGAGGGAGCGGCACUUCCGCCCUAGCACUCGUGUACGCAUGCGUGAGAAUUGAGCGACCGGCGUGCGUGUGACGUCACAGGUGCGCCGAUCUAAACUUGUGCUCUAGGGCGCGGUGAGUGAAUCCCUUGGCUGAUUUGCAGUUCGUUGCAUGAAUACAGGGUGGGUUGGGACCUGAACUCGUGUUCUAAAGAGGCUGAUUUACUUUAGAACAGUAUUUGAUGUAGUUAUUGCAGAGAAACUCUUCAUACGUGUCUUUAUCGUGAGCCUACUGUGUUCCGCAUCUUGCCUGGCGUUUCGGGAGCAGCUUAUUUGACAGCCAGAUACCAACUUCCCUGGUUGAAUUUGCUUUGGACAGCGUUGCGAAGCACAGCUGAUAUGCCUCUUGAAUUAAUAAAAGAAGUCAAUGGGGUGCCUGAAGUUAAGCUGCUAAAUAAAUUACAGAAAGUCGAUUUCAGAUCCCUGCAGGCAGGCUGUGAUUAUAGCCAGAAAUAUAUCCAGGGAAAACUUUCAAAUAUCUCUUCUUUAACUUAUGAUGGAAACAGAAAAGCUACUUUGGACGUUGUACUGCAAGAACAAGAAAAUUCAGAUUCAGAGAUCAACACCAUCAAUAUAUCAAUUUUUGGAAAAUUAGCAAAGGACUGUGCAAAAGUUUUCUAUGAAGGGGACACCAUUGCAGUGGCCGGGUUUAUUGUUUUGUUAUCUCCUUCAUCUCCAAGCAGAGAUGGUGAACAUUGCUUAGUUUUGAAAGCGUUUGAGGACUUGCAAUCAACUGUUUAUGUUUAUGUUAAAUCUGUAAGAGGCUUUUCUACACAAUCAAUGUCUUUGGUUCCAAAAUCACGUUAUGCAUACACACCCCUGAAUGAGCUCAAGGCUGGUAUGGUCGUCAAUGUCUAUGGUGUCGUGAAAUUCUUUAAGCCUCCAUAUCUAAGCAAAGGAACUGAUUAUUGUUCGGUGGUAACAAUUGUGGACCCGACAAAUGCGAAGUUAACCUGCCUGCUCUUUAGUGGGAAUUAUGAAGCCCAUCCGAUGAUUUAUAAAAAUGGAGAUAUUGUUCGCCUUCACAGGCUAAAGAUCCAAAUAUAUAAAAACGAGACUCAAGGUAUCAACAGCAGUGGCUUUGCAUCUUUGACGUUUGAGGGAACUGUGAGAGCUCCUAUCACACCUCGUACUUCAAGCAAGUGUUUUAACUUCACGGCUGAGGACCGCAGAAUGGUAGAGACCUUACGUGCUUGGGCCUCCACUAAUAUAGAACCUUCUUCGACAUUAGUGAGAUUGCGUGAUGUUCAGCCAGAACAGUAUUUUGACCUGACUUGCCAGCUCUUGGGCAAAGCCGAAGUGGACGGAGCAUCAUUUCUCCUCAAGGUGUGGGAUGGUACCAGGACCCCGUUCCCAUCAUGGAGAGUCUUAAUACAAGACCUUGUUUUUCACGGUGAAUUAAGUGAGCUCGAGCGGCUGCAGAAUCUAACAGUAGACAUUUUAGUCUAUGACAACCAUGUUCAAGUGGCAAAAUCUCUGAAGGUUGGGAGCUUUCUUAGAAUUUAUAGCCUCCAUUGCAAACUUCAGUCAGCGGAAAACCAAGUAACAUCGUUAGUUCUAGAGUUUCAUCUCCACGGAGGCACCAGUUAUGGCCGGGGAAUCAGAGUCUUACCAGAAGACAACUUUGAUGUGGAUCAGCUGAAAAAACAUUCAGGUCCUGAAUCAGUAUCACUAUAUGAGGUAGAAAGAUGUCAACAAUUAUCAGCUACAAUACUUACAGAUCAUCAGUAUUUGGAGAACAGCCAACUAGGUACUAUUUCAAAACAAAAAGCUCCUCAACAAUAUCGCAUCCGAGCAAAAUUGAGGUCGUAUGAGCCCAAAAGACUCUUUCAGUCUGUGAAACUUCAUUGUCCUAAAUGUCAUUCGCUGCAAGAAGUUCCACAUGAGGGUGAAUUGGAGAUAAUUUUGCGAAACGGUGAAAGUAAAACCCCAGAUACCAAACUACAAAAUACAUUAUUAUAUGAUUCAAAAAUGUGGACCACUAAAUACCAAGGAGGACGAAAAGUAGCUAUUCAUUUUAUGAAAAAUAAUGGUAUUCUCCCAGUUUCAAAUGACUGCCUGAUUUUGAUAGAAGGAGGUACACUCAGUGAAAUCCAAAAACUCGCCAACAGCUUUCAUAGUGUAAUUCCUGUGAAAUCUGGCCAUACAGACCUGGAAGUCCUUGACCUUUCAGGACCAUUCCUCAUACAAGGAAAAACACAUCACUAUGGAUGUAAACAGUGUUCUAGUUUGAAACCAAUACAGAAUCUAAAUUCUGUGGUUGAUAAGACAUCCUGGAUUCCUUCUUCUGUGGCAGAAGCACUGGGCAUUGUACCCCUCCGACAUGUAUUUCUGAUGACAUUUACUUUCGAUGACGGAACAGGAGUUUUGGAAGCUUAUCUUAUGGAUUCUGGCGAAUUCUUCCAGAUUCCAGCAUCAGAAAUUCUAACCAGUGAUGACCUUCAGCAAAGUUUGGGCACGAUCAUGGAUAUGUUUUGCCCUCCAAGAUUAAAAAUUGAUGCGUAUCCAUGGUUGGAAUGCUUCAUCAAGUCGUAUAAUGUCACAAAUGGAACGGAACAGCAAAUUUGCUAUCAGAUUUUUGACACCACAAUUGCAGAUGAUCUUAACUAAUGUUGACAUUCAACUUAAUAUAAUGUAAAAUAUUGUAAUUUUUGAAAGCAUUUACUAUUUUGUGAGAUUGCUAUAAAACAUGUAAAAAGUUUAUCUCAAUAGUUUAUUUUCUAUUUUAACCAUGAUUGUAAUUUUUCUUUUUUACAAAUAGACGUUAUGUUAUCUUAAUGCCUUCUGUAAGUUAAAAAUGUUCCUGUUGCAAAAAAAUAUCCAGUAUGAGAGCUGCUAAGGAUACAAAAGAAGGACAUUGAAUAAAUAAAGACUUGUUUUCAUUUAC